Molecule: messenger RNA, 2332 nt
Organism: Musa acuminata AAA Group (dessert banana)
Lineage: Eukaryota; Viridiplantae; Streptophyta; Magnoliopsida; Zingiberales; Musaceae
Product: protein G1-like7
Exons: 1
Coding region: 482-1084 (200 amino acids)
Biological process (GO): mRNA transcription; response to light stimulus
Cellular component (GO): nucleus
Source: RefSeq, a predicted model, not a curated record
UAUAAGAUCAAGAAAAUUGUGUAUUAGUUUUUGUUGUAAAGUAGUGCAAUUGGGAUAAUGAAAAUAUAUGUGCAAAAUUUAGUUGAAUUAUUAGGUAAUAUCGGAAAAGAAAAUAUAGCAAAUAUAUUUAAUCGUAAUUUAUUGAAGUUUCAAUGAAAUGGGCGAGACAUUUAAGACCCAAACUAUGUGACGUAUCACCCGACUUCCAUUAAGCAACCAUCCUUCUUUCUUUUGCCUCCAAGAUUUGCCCAGCCAGGUGUUCGACGAAACACCAAACUCUCUUCUUCUUCUUCUUCUCUUCUCACAGUAAGCGAGCGCUCCUGUUUCACUUCUCCUCUCUCUCUCUCUCUCUCUCUCUCUCUCUCUCUCUCUCUUUCUCUCUCACUCUCUUCCCUGCCUUUUUGAGAAGGAGGGAGGGAGGCGAAGAGACGUGAAAGGAGUAGGGCGGUGCAAGGGAAGCAAAAGCAGAGGAAGCCGGUGCAUGGACGCGGUGGACGCAGGCCCAUCGAGGGCCGGAGGAAGCGACACGGGUCCACCGUCGGGGGCGGCGGCGCCGAGUAGGUACGAGUUGCAGAAGCGGCGCGACUGGAACACCUUCCUGCAGUACCUGCGGAACCACAAGCCGCCGCUGGUGCUGGCGCGCUGCAGCGGGGCGCAUGUCAUCGAGUUCCUACGUUACCUCGACCAGUUCGGGAAGACGAAGGUGCACCUCUCCGGGUGUGCCUUCUAUGGCCACCCGAGCCCGCCGGCGCCCUGCACCUGCCCGCUGCGCCAGGCCUGGGGCUCCCUCGACGCCCUCAUUGGCCGCCUCCGCGCCGCCUACGAGGAGUCUGGCGGAUCUCCUGAAACCAACCCCUUCGCCGCCCGCGCCGUCCGCAUCUUCCUCCGCGACGUCCGCGACAGCCAGGCCAAGGCCCGCGGCAUCCCCUACGAGAAGAAGAAGCGGAGGCGUGCGCCCACUGCUUCCGACCAAGUCCAUGGCGGAGGUGAGUCUUCCUCUUCCGCCGCUCUCAGUGGCGACAGUUCUGGUUCGGGUGCCGGUGAGGGAUCUGCAGUUCCGCUGUGGGGCUCGUCUAUUUCCUGAUCUCUCUCCCCUCCGCCCCUCUCUCUCUCUCUCCUUGCUUUCUCUUUGUUAGUACUCACUGAGAGAUGGCUAUUCCUUUUGUUCCGCUCAAAACAUGUUUGGAUUCAAUAUGGUGAUCGGCGACUUCAACUCAUGAUUCUGGUCAUAAUGUGCACGAAAAGAUCGAGAUCGUUGCCAUGCUCAUUCUAUUCAGUCUGUUUGGCAGAUCUGAGAGGUGUAAUUCCUUGACAAUCUGCUUAUGUUCCUCUACCUGGUUUCCAAUAUCUCUGUAAUGUCUCGUUCUCUCCCAUCCUCACCUACUUUCAUCAUGCUGUGCUCAUGAGAUCCUUCUCAUCUCGUCUUCUUUUCAGUCAUACACCAGUCAUCUUACUGGAUCUGUUGUGCAGCAACAGCAUAUCUAUCUGUCUCCUAUACGGCUUUAAGCGUUCGUGAAACUCAGAUUUCCGCUGCAACGAGGUCGAACUGAGAGAGAACUCCAUGGUCCCCUUCUGGUGUCAAUCUAGUCCUAACCAACACGUGCGUCUUCGAUCUGACUCACCCUCCCUCUCACUCUCUUUAGCUCUUCUCCUUCCUCCUCUUCCUCUUCCUCUCUCUCUCUCUCUCUCUCUCUCUCUCUCUCUCUCUCUCUCUCUCUCUUCUGCACCUCAACUUCUCUCUCCCUUCUCAGGCUAAGGAACCUUUUUCUUACAGCAGCAUCUGUGAUCAUUACCACCUGAGUCAUGCCUACUUACUUGAGCAAGUUACUGCUGCAUUUUUACUGAUAUCUAUGAUCAUUGCCGCCUUAUUUACACCUUCAACUAUUCAGCCUCAUAACUUUGACUACUGCUCAUCAUCUACUCCUCUCUCUCUCUCUCUCUCUCUCCUUAGUGGAACAGAGCUUUAACAGUAGCAUGUGCUGCAAUGGGGCUUGAUGGCUUCUAAACCUGAAUGAAGUUUUCUUUUAUUUUUCUUUUUUCCUUUCAUUUGGUUUUCUUAUCCUUCAAUGAUGGAGGGGAGUAAGAUAUGUCUGCUGUUCCAGUUGAAAUAUUCCUAAGCAUUCGUGAGCUAAUCAUGAUAGCAGGCACCUUUUUCACACUGUAACUUAAUCAAGUAAGCUAAGGAAGAACAAAGCGGAAAUGGUUCUAAAACCACUUCUGAUUAGCUAUGAACUGUUAAAUGAUGCAUGAAAUGAUUGAUUGAUGUGCUUCACAAUGACAGUUAUCUAAAACUGUGAAUUAAGCCUGCUGUAAUGAAGCCUUCUUAUAAUUA